AUGAAUCUUUAUACAGAUAGACUGACAAGUUUCCAAGAAGGAAAAGUAAUCAAUAAUAAAAAAAUAAGAUGGCGAUAUCAAGUGAUACCACAAGAGCAUAUGGCAUUGCUAGGCUUCUAUUAUGAACCUUAUUACGAUGAGAAUUUAGAAGAAAUUAUCAAGGAUUCAGUUAUAUGUAUUCAUUGUAAUGCUGAAAUGCACGAUUUGGGUGAUUGUAGAAACUCCAAGAAAAAUGUUAAGUUAACAAUGUUAAAUAUAAUUAACCACCAUUUGGAAGAACUUGAGCGAUUAAACGCACGGAAUAAAAGGAAACAAAUACAAACACAAGAUAUUAUCUGUUUACCAAGCCUCCUGAAAAAACUUAUUUUACAGAGUGUGUUGGAUAGGAAAAUGAUCAAAUGGUUUAAACAAAAUACCAUCAAGGAUCCUUUUUCUAAAUUAAUGAUAGAUUUUACCCGCUCAACAUAUCUUAGCUCAGAAUGGGGUUAUAAGGAAGAUAGCAAUCUUAGUAUUGAUAAUAUGGUUAAAAGUGGGCUAUUUAAAUAUGAUAUUUCGCUGACGGGUUUCAAUGAAAUAAAGCCAUCAAAACUUGCUCGCAAGAGAAAAAUUAAUGACGGCUGUUACUGUAUUUAUUGCAAAUAUUUUAUAUCAAAUUUGGAUGUAGAAUUGGAAUCAAACUUUGAUGUAUUAAAGAGUCAUUAUAUUAAUAGUCGAGAUAAACAAUGCUUUUUCAUUGAACAGAUCAAACACCUUGCAAAUUAUAAAUCAAUUUUGCAAGGCUAUGAUCAGAACCCAACUAACCUUCUUACGUCUCCAAAAAGAAAGGGUUUAAAUUCAGUUAAUUCUACACCUGUAAGAAAAAUGCGUAAGUUAAAUAGAACUUCCACAAUAAUGACUCUUGAUAGUGAUGAUUCCAAUGCUUCAAAUUCAUCCAAUAUAAGCUAUAAUAACGUCACCAAAUCGACUAUGGGCAAUAGCGUAGCUAAUAGAUUCGAUCUUAAAGUGAAUUUCCAAGACCAUGUUGAUAGAACAAGAGAAUUUAAUAGACGUAAUAGGGUAUUAGAUGAUAGCACGGGUGAUUUUAGCUUCGAUAAUCAAGGCCAACUAGGGUUUGAAUUGCCACCCAUGAAUGUACGAUUAUCAACCAAUUCAAUAGAAAAAAGGGGAGAUAAUAGUGGAGAACACCUUAAAGAUAUUGAAGAAAGUAACAAAAAGAACAAAGAAGUCGAUAAUAGAAGAAAUGUGGAUAAAGGAAUAAGUCAAGUAAAAACAAUCUUUAAUGAGGUGGAACAUGGAACGAAUGUUGCUCAAGAAAUAAUAGAACAACAAAUACCAAGAGACAAUUCAAUAAAUUCAUCAAACCUAUCUCAAGAGAAGCAACAUCAAUGUAAGCAGUUAGCACGUGCCGGGCAGACACAGGAUAUAGAACUGAAACAUAUACAAGAGCAUGCUUUAUCACACGAAAUUGACAACCCUGAAAUAGUAACAACUAGGGAAUCUAUCAAGAGAGACAAUUAUUGUAAAAACAAUGACUAUGAAAUGGAAAACUACGCCAUUAUGAGCGGUGUAUGUAACAUAGCUGACAAAAACGAGAUGAAUAAAUUAACAAGUGAUUUAAAUUACAAUCAAAAAGCAACACAGUCUGCUAAUGUUACUAUUGAUUCUGUAACCAAGGAAAGCUCAAAUAAAGCUCCGAACUCUUCAAAUAUACAAAAAGUAAUUGCACAAUCAACAGUUGGCAAUUAUAUUCAUGCGGUUAAUCCUCAACCGGAGACUAUCGACGUUAUAUCUUUACGAAAUGCUCAGUCUAUGCACAAGGCAAUUAUUAACAAGCAACUUGAGCAAGUUAAUUCAAAUUUAGACCACCAGACAGAUGUUUCACGUGAAAAUUUCAACAUUUCUAAAAUAAAUGGAUCAGAAAUACUAUCUAAAUUUUACAAGGCCGAAUCUAUGAAUAGCAAAAACCACAAGGAUAAUUCUCAAGAAAGUUUAAAGAGUUCAUCAAACAGAGUUGAAAACUUUUCUAUCUCAAAUAUAUCUAAGAUUGAACCAAUUACAACAAGUACUGGGAAUAUUCAAUACGGUAAAAAUACAGGUGUUCAAACCGUAAAUAGAAUAAGUACAUUAACACAUGGCAGCCCAGCUUCCAAUGAAUAUGAUGCAAUAUCUAUAAGCUCAGAUGAAUUUGCUCUCUCAUCUUCAGAUGAAGAUGAAAAUAAAGAUGAAAGUGAUAAUUUCGGUCAAAAAAUAGACAACGUUAAAGAAGCCGUAAGGAACGCUGACAGUAAAAUACUAAUAUCCUCAUACCAUAAAAGUAAAUCAUUAUCUAAAGAUGGUACUGAUGAUGAUUCUCAUGUGAUAGACGAUUUUAAUAAACAAUUGAACAUUAAUAUUUCUAAAUCAGUAUCAAAUAUCCAUUUAGCGGGAGGCCUGCAAACAAAUGCUAGGAUUCCUAGAAAAAAUCUGAAGGGAUCAUUAUUUGUACAAGAAACUAAAGAAAAUAACUACCAACCAUUGCUUAAUAAUGUAGAACCAUUACCAUUACAUGAAUUCGAGGAACAAGAAAUACUGCUUGAAGCUGGAACACCAAGAUCAAGUAUAGCCAAAUUGGAUAACAUUACACAAACAGAUAUUGAAAAUAAAAGAGUUAAUUCACCUGAUACUUCAUCUGAUGUUAAUAAUAAGUCCGUAGAUAUUUCUAAGAAUAUUGUAAAUUCUAAUACAAUUAGAAAUUCUAUUUCAAACACUAAACCUCAAUUUAUAAAACUAACCCCAACAUCUGAUGAUUUAAAUAAGGAAGACAUUUCUUCCCGUCUGCAUUCUACAGACGCACCAAUAACUGAUAAAUCGCCAAUCAUUGACACAGGAAAUACUUCUAUUAGUAACAUGCCUCUCGAAUCCAGAAGCAAUGCUAAUAUUGAUAUGAGUACUUGCUCUACUUUGGAUCUAAAAGGAGCAACUCUUAAUCAACAGGUACAUAAUGAUGCAACAAUAGAAAAUCCUAACCUUCAAAAUGAUUCAUCUAAAAGUUUAGUGAAGAAGAAUGCUCAUGAAAUCCCCGAAAACACUCAAGUAUCUAGUUUAGAUAAUAAUCUAAAGAAUAUCCAUAGUAUUAAACAAGCAGAGGUUCUCGAUACGUCCUCUAAAGACAUGAGAAAUGAAAGUUCAACUGCCAAAACUGCAAACUUAAAUAUUGACCUAUCUCACUCCGAACAUAAAGACAAUGAGGUAAAACUGUUGAGCUUACAGCAAACUGAAGUAUGCUCUCUAAAUAAGAAGAAUAUACAAUAUAUUAAUGAGGUUGAACAAUACUUAACAUGUAUAAAGAAUAAGUUUGAAAAACAACAAUUAGACUUUGAUGUAAUUCAGUUUAUUAAUACAUUUCCAAGAGAUGAGUUAUACAUGGACUUCAAUGAAUGGGUUGAUUAUACUCAUAAUAAAAUUAAAAAUUAUUUUAAUUUACGAGUAAAGGACAUUAUAUUAAAGUCAAACGAAAACUAUGAGGAGGUAGAAAAUAUGAUUAAAGCAUUAGACGAUGACGAUGAAAGAUUAACCAAAAUUGCGGAGAUGCUUGGGAUUAUCACUUAA
This is a messenger RNA of Henningerozyma blattae CBS 6284, 3588 nucleotides long. It is a transcript of the gene BIR1, whose product is annotated as survivin. The coding region runs from base 1 to 3588 and encodes 1195 amino acids. The record is from RefSeq and is a predicted model, not a curated record. The transcript has a single exon. Lineage: Eukaryota; Fungi; Ascomycota; Saccharomycetes; Saccharomycetales; Saccharomycetaceae.